AUGAAUGGAGCAGUACGACCCCGCCCUGACGUGUGGCAGCCGGAGUCCCGUCUCCACUCGGGUAAAAGCCAGAGCAAGGAACCCGAGAGACCGCUUCCUCCCGCAGGCCCUGUGGCAGUUGAUCCCAAAGGUUGUGUCACCAUAGCCAUCCAUGCGAAACCUGGUUCCAAACAGAACGCUGUGACAGACUUGACAGCGGAAGCCGUGAGUGUAGCCAUCGCUGCGCCUCCGUCGGAAGGAGAGGCUAACGCCGAGCUCUGUCGCUACCUUGCCAGGGUCUUAGAGCUCCGCAAGAGCGACGUGGCUCUGGACAAGGGUGGGAGGUCUCGUGAGAAGGUGGUGAGGCUUUUGGCCCCCACAACGCCGGAAGAGAUCUUGGAGAAAUUAAAGCAGCAAGUCGAAAAGAAAUAAAAGCCAGUUUUGAGAAAUACAUCCUUGACAAGCUUUUGUAUUGCUAUUAAUGAAGAGGCUGUUAACUAAGAAAGUGCGUUUUAAUGCCCAGAGGAACAUGGAAAAAAAGUACUGCACAUUGGCCGUAGCGUCUGAACUCCCUGAGCCCGGCUCGGGUGCGUUCCUCCUGAGUCCAGGCGCCACAAAAUAAGGGAGCUGGGAAGGUUGUUCAAGACGGCCUCGUUGCGCUCCUUCCACGCUGCGGUGCCGCUUCUGACGGCCCGAAGGUGAGAGACUUCUUGGGGACCACACCGCGCGGGGCGGCAGUGGGUCCCGGGCCCUGGACGCCCGGCUGGACGCCCCUCCCCCGGACGGUGAGUCAGCGUGCUGAGGACCGCCCUCGGGCCCAGCUCACGGGGACAGAGGAAGACCUGUCGCCCUGCUUAGUCUGUCUUUUAAAAGGCUUCUCUAAAUGCAAAGAUGCGUUCUGUGUCUUUUUAAAACUCCAAGGGGCAUUUUCUAAAAAAGUAAGUAAGAAUGAUUAAGACUUGUAAUUUCGUGUUCAUUAACGAUUUCGGGAAAGUCACUGACUUUUCAUCGUCCUUGGACGGUAACUGCAGUCUUCAGGUCCAGUAGCUCUUCAGAAUCUCCGAAGAGCCUUAGAAGAGGAGGACCCGGAAGCUAUGCUCAGUGUUUGUCAAAGCCUGUCAGCGCUCAUAUGCACGUUAGAGCUUCAGAAGCUAGUAAUAAAUACCUUGUUUUUAAAUCUCCA
This is a messenger RNA of Suricata suricatta (meerkat), 1162 nucleotides long. It is a transcript of the gene C9H15orf40, whose product is annotated as chromosome 9 C15orf40 homolog. The transcript is spliced from 5 exons. The record is from RefSeq and is a predicted model, not a curated record. Lineage: Eukaryota; Metazoa; Chordata; Mammalia; Carnivora; Herpestidae. The coding region runs from base 1 to 411 and encodes 136 amino acids. Gene Ontology annotation, cellular component: cytoplasm.